Linum trigynum is the source of this 2319-nucleotide messenger RNA. NCBI's taxonomy places the organism in Eukaryota, Viridiplantae, Streptophyta, Magnoliopsida, Malpighiales, Linaceae. The record is from the annotation of a GenBank genome assembly.
GUUAAAGGACAAGCAUAUCUUGUGUUCAAUAAACGUACUAAAAGGGUUGAAGAAUCUUUCCGUGUAAUUUUCAACGAUUCUCACUCUAGUUGCAAGCAAUCUGUGUAGGAAAAUCAGGAGUAUGACCUGCUGGAAAUGACUCACAAGAUAUCGGAGGAACCUGAGCAUCCAGAGGAAGCUGAUGUAAUAGUAGGACAACCCUCAGAUGCCAACAACACUGAACCAAUCACUACUGUUGAGGAUGAAUCACUCAUCACUCCUCCUUCUGCGCCACCUCAUAUACAGAAACGUCACCCAGCAGAACAAAUCAUUGGCAACAUUAACGAUGGACUUCGCACCAGAGGUAAGUACAUUCCUGGACAGUAUGCAUAUGUGUCACAAUUUGAACCAAAAAAUUACAAGGAAGCGCUUAAAAAUGAUGAUUGGUUCUUUGCUAUGGUAGAUGAACUAAGUCAGUUCAAAACUCUGCAUGUUUGGGAUCUUGUUCCUCGUCCUUUAAAUCAAUCUGUGAUAGGAACCAAAUGGAUUUUGAGAAAUAAAUAUGAUGAAGAGGGUGUCAUUACUAGAAACAAAGCUAGACUAGUUGCCCAAGGGUACACACAGGAGGAAGGGGUUGACUAUGAUGAAACCUUUGCCCCUGUUGCUAGACUAGAAUCUAUUCGUCUCUUGUGUGCUUAUUCUUAUAUGGGGUUUCCUCUUUUCAAAUGGACGUCAAAAGUGAUUUUCUGAAUGGAGACAUUCAAGAGGAAGUAUAUGUCUCACAACUUCCAGGUUUUGAGGAUCAUCCGUAUCCAAACCAUGUCUAUAAACUUAGAAAAGCUCUGUAUGGUUUAAAACAAGCUCCUCGAGCUUGGUAUGAUAGACUAACAUCUUUUCUAUCACUACAACAAAUUCAGUCUAUUAUGACGAGGCAAUUUUGUCAUAUUAGAUACAUAUUUUGUCAUAUUAGGUAUAGUAUGACAAAAUGUGUUGUCACAAAGGUUUGUCAUUUUAUCGCCGUCAGGAUAGGUCAAAUGUGACAAAAAAUUAAAAUAAGGUUGUCACAUUUGUUGUCAAUAUAACUGAGGUUUUCGGUAGUAUAUUGUGACAAACAGAGAUGUUAUGACGACAUAUUUUGUCAUUACGGUUGUCAUAAAAGGCAACUAGGUUCAGCGACGGAGACUUUUUUUUGGAGUAAUUUAUAUAUUUUUCCUUUCAAUUUAUUUUUUCGGAUUUCAUUUUAGUAUAUUUCAGAAUUAAUUUUCUUGAAUACUUUUUUAGCUAUUCACAGUUUAUUUUUUGGUCCAGAUCUAAACGUCACCUCUUCAAAACCAAGAUUUUGCAUUCGGCCAAGAUUUAAUAAACUACCAAUCCCCUGUUUUAUAUUCACAUCCAAACUCCAGAUUGGCCAUUUAAAAACCUUAAUCUUUAUAAUCAGUUUGAAGAAAAGUACCCAACGCUUCAUCAAUCCAAAGCCUGCAAAAAAAAACCAAGUCAGAAUCAGUAAACAGAAUAAAAUAGAAGAGAAUCGUGAGCAUAUUGAGAGGAGAGACGUGGAAUUGGAAUGAAAUAGAAGAGAAGAGACGCAUAUUGACCGUUAUAGCCGAUACAGAGAGGAAGACCAGAUCUGUGUUUUGAUUUUUCGGUGAGAAACGAGAGGAGAAGGGGUCUGCAUGCGGCUAGGGUUUUCUAGCCAAUCGUUGCCAUCAUCGCCUGUCGAUCUCUCCGCCCUUCGCCUCUCGAUCUCUCCUCCCCUUGCGUCUCGAUCUCUCUGCCAUCGUCGCCGGAUCUCGCCAAUCGUUGCCCUCUCAAUCUCUCCACCAGUUUCGCUGGUUAUCGCCAGAGAAGGCAUCUACUGCGGGUUUUUUUUAGAGAGGAAGGAAGAGAUGAAGACUUCGUUUUCUUUAAGAGUAGAGAAGCAGAUGAAGGGUCGUUUUUUGGAGAGAACGAAGAAAGAAGAUAUGAAGGAAAGUUGAAAAGUGGGCAGAGGGGGUUGAUGUUUCAUCAUAAUAAAGAUAAUAAAGAAAAUACGUAUCCUUUAUCUUUCCUCUUUUCCAAAUUUUUUUGUCUCACACGAUUCCUAACUUUAUUUACAUCCGCAUUUACCUAAUAUAAUAAUAAUAAAGAAAAUAUGGGUUUUUUAUUAUGUCUUAUUUUUUUUUGUUUAUUCCCUUUAAUGUUUCCCCCCAAACGGGUUUCAUUGUGCCUAAUUUAAUUAUUAUUUCUACUUUUUUCUUCUCCUGACUAAUUUUCUUUCCUUAAAUAUGGGUCAUUUUAUUAUUAAAAAUGAAAAUUAUGUUCAUCUUCUAUUAUUGUGUCUAAUAUAAUUGAGUUUCUCAA